Micropterus salmoides (largemouth bass) is the source of this 1664-nucleotide messenger RNA. RefSeq names its product sulfatase modifying factor 1 (gene sumf1). NCBI's taxonomy places the organism in Eukaryota, Metazoa, Chordata, Actinopteri, Centrarchiformes, Centrarchidae. The record is from RefSeq and is a predicted model, not a curated record. The transcript has 9 exons. Bases 64 to 1170 code for a protein of 368 amino acids. Gene Ontology annotation, cellular component: endoplasmic reticulum.
CUUACUUUGCGGAAGUGAGAGCAGAAACAAACAUGGGCAGAUCUUGAGCAGAGUCCUGCAAGGAUGGUGCGUUAUUUUGCGUUGUUAUUCGUAUUUUGUUGUGUGAACAGAGCGUCGUGUCUUCACGGUUCAUGCGGGACUCAGCCGGAACCCGCCGCCCCGCAGGGAGCCGCGGGCUGCGGCUGUGAGAACCUGCAGAGAGCCGCCGCUGCGGGGCCUGUGGAGGACAGGGCUGCUUCUGCAGAGCCAGUUGACAAAUACUCAAGAGGCGCCAAUGAGAGGCCUCUCGAGGCUCAGGGAGAUGAGAAAAAAACACAAAGUCAGAUGGUGCUGAUUGCUGGAGGAGAGUUCCUGAUGGGAACAGACAACCCAGGCAUCCCUGCAGAUGGCGAGGGCCCUCAGAGGCUGGUGCAUGUGGACUCUUUCUACAUGGACAUCCAGGAAGUCACUAACAAGCAGUUCCAGAGCUUCGUCAAUGCCACGGGAUAUAUUACUGAGGCAGAGAAAUUCGGAGACUCAUUUGUAUUCGAGGGAAUUUUGAGUGAGAGUGUCAAAAACCAAAUCACCCAAGCAGUGGCUGCUGCCCCCUGGUGGCUUCCAGUCACAGGGGCCAACUGGAGACACCCUUACGGCCCAGACUCCAGUGUCACAGACAGACUGGACCAUCCUGUUCUACAUGUGUCCUGGUCAGAUGCUGUCGCCUACUGCUCCUGGGCCAACAGGAGACUUCCUACAGAGGCAGAGUGGGAGUAUGCGUGCAGGGGCGGCCUUAAAGACAGACUUUACCCCUGGGGAAACAAUUUGAACCCGAAAGGACAACACUACGCCAACCUCUGGCAGGGGGAUUUCCCCAACUAUAACUCUGGAGAAGAUGGAUACAUCAAAACAUCACCGGUGAUGUCCUUUCCUGCCAAUGGUUUUGGUCUGUUUGACAUGGUAGGGAAUGCAUGGGAAUGGACCUCAGACUGGUGGACUGUGCAUCACACCACAGACCAGCAACACAACCCAACGGGUCCACCAUCGGGCACAGACAAGGUGAAGAAGGGAGGGUCAUACAUGUGCCACAAGUCUUACUGUUACAGAUACCGAUGUGCAGCCCGAAGCCAGAACACUCCGGACAGCUCAGCCUCUAAUCUUGGUUUUCGCUGUGUCUCUCAGGAGCAACGGUGACCUGAGCCUCUUGUCUUAAAACACCUUCCUUCCAGCUGCUCUCUAACCUCAGUGGUGUUUGUAGAGUUAAACCAAUGAAAGGGAUUUAAUAGAGGCUAUCUUAUGUGCCAUCUCAUUAACAUGCAUCUGAAGAUGGUGUUUAAAAAAAGACGGUGGGCUUCAAAGUGUGAUGACAAUGUCUUACCUUCCUCAGAAAUGUAAAAUUUUAUAACUUUCUAUUUUUUUAACACUUUAUAUUCAUAAGAAAUUAAUAGAUUAGAUGGUUGUGAAGUGGCUAAGAUCAGUGUGGUCUUGUAAAUGUCAAAAAGAUCUUUGACAGAUUGUCGUUAUCAUCAAAUGAUUAAGAUAAAGACUGAAAAUCUAUGUAAACUAUAUAUGUAUAAUGAUGCUGUAGAAUUGCUGUAAAAUUAAUUUCAAGUAUUGUAUUACAUUUUUUUCACUGAAAAAUCUGUGACAAAUGGGAUCCUAAAUUAAAAAAACGUUUUUGGUCUUAA